Hevea brasiliensis (rubber tree) is the source of this 2767-nucleotide messenger RNA. RefSeq names its product CDPK-related kinase 1-like. The transcript has 15 exons. Gene Ontology annotation, biological process: intracellular signal transduction; protein autophosphorylation; peptidyl-serine phosphorylation. The coding region runs from base 370 to 2100 and encodes 576 amino acids. Lineage: Eukaryota; Viridiplantae; Streptophyta; Magnoliopsida; Malpighiales; Euphorbiaceae. Gene Ontology annotation, cellular component: nucleus; cytoplasm. The record is from RefSeq and is a predicted model, not a curated record. Gene Ontology annotation, molecular function: calcium/calmodulin-dependent protein kinase activity; protein tyrosine kinase activity; ATP binding.
UCUUUUCUUCCCUUUUCCUGUGCUUUUGCCUCUUUUCAUCUCUCCAUUCUUCCCUUGUUGGAAUAAAACUUCCCCUGUUUUUAUUCUUUCUUUUGCUUCUUUCGGGUUCCUCUCUUUCUUUUUUCUUGCUUUCUAUUUUUUUCUUUCCUUUAAAAUGUUUCAUGUUCUUUUUUGAUCCAGGACCAGGUUCUUCUUGAUUCUCUUCCCUGUAUAUUACUUGUGGAAACUUCUUUCUUCAGCUUCAAGUCCUGGAAUUUGCUUUCAAAUGGUGUAAAUUUAUUUACUUUUCUUUGAGUUUCUUCUUGAGUCCUCAGUUUCUUGAUUUACGAGUGAUUUCUUGAAUUAUCUUUUUCUUGGUUUCCUGUCUCUAUGGGACUCUGUCAUGGAAAACCCAUUGAGACCCAACAACACGAAUCCAACAACCAUACACUCUCCUUUGAAACCGACUCACAACCACCAAAUUCCCGCGCCAGCAGGGCUUCUAACCCUUUCUAUAGUCCAAGUCCGUUGCCAAGCCUCUUCAAGUACUCACCUGCAAUAUCAAGUGUAAGCUCCACUCCUUUGCGGAUUUUCAAGAGGCCCUUUCCACCUCCUUCUCCUGCAAAGCACAUUCGUGCAUUGCUUGCACGAAGGCAUGGCUCUGUUAGGCCCAAUGAAGCCCCUAUCCCUGAGGGUAGUGAGAGUGAGAUCGCUCUGGACAUGAAUUUUGGGUUCUCCAAGCAGUUUGCGAGCCAUUAUGAGCUUGGUGAGGAGGUGGGGCGUGGUCAUUUUGGGUAUACUUGCUCUGCCAAGGCCAAGAAAGGCAACAUGAAAGGCCAGGAUGUGGCCGUCAAAGUUAUUCCUAAGUCUAAGAUGACCACUGCAAUUGCUAUUGAGGAUGUAAGAUGGGAAGUCCAAAUAUUACGAGCUCUAACUGGACAUAAGAACCUGGUACAGUUCUAUGACGCCUACGAAGAUGAUGAGAAUGUCUACGUUGUGAUGGAGUUGUGCAAAGGUGGUGAACUAUUGGAUAGGAUUCUUGCAAGGGUUGGAAAAUACUCAGAAGAUGAUGCAAAGACUGUUAUGGUUCAGAUAUUAAGUGUAGUUGCCUACUGUCAUCUCCAAGGUGUAGUUCAUCGUGAUCUGAGGCCAGAGAAUUUUUGGUUCACUAUUAAGGAGGAGAGUUCCCCAUUGAAGGCAAUUGAUUUUGGACUAUCUGACCAUGUAAAGCCAGAUGAAAGGUUGAAUGACAUUGUAGGAGGUGCAUAUUGUGUAGCUCCUGAAGUUCUACAUCAAUCAUAUGGGACUGAAGCAGACAUGUGGAGUAUUGGUGUAAUUGCUUAUGUUCUUCUAUGUGGCAGCUGGCCGUUUUGGGCACGGACAGAAUCUGGCAUCUUUCGAGCUGUCCUCAAAGCAGAUCCAAUAUUUGAUGAUGCUCCUUGGACUUCUUUAUCCCCAGAAGCAAUAGACUUUGUGAAGAGGUUGUUGAACAAGGACUAUCGUAAGAGACUGACUGCUGCUCAGGCCCUAAGUCAUCCAUGGUUAGCCAAUCAUCAUGACAUAAAGAUCCCAUUGGAUAUGAUUGUAUACAAGCUUGUAAAGACUUGUAUCUACUCAUCUUCUCUGAGGAAAUCUGCACUGGGGGCUCUGGCAAAGACAUUGACCAUAGCCCAGCUAGCUUACCUCCGGGAACAAUUUACACUGUUAGGGCCAAGCAAAAAUGGAUUCAUUUCUAUGUCAAACUUUAAGAUGGCAGUAGUAAAGAACUCCACAGAUGCGGUGAAGGAUUCGAGGGUCCUUGAUUAUGUUAGCAUGGUUAGUUCUCUCCAAUAUAGAAAAUUGGAUUUUGAAGAAUUUUGUGCAGCUGCCAUUAGUGUUCAUCAACUAGAAGGAAUGGAUUGUUGGGAGCAACAUGCAAGGCGUGCCUAUGAGUUGUUUGAGAAGGAUGGCAACAGACCUAUUAUGAUAGAGGAACUUGCGUCAGAGCUUCGUCUUAGCCCAUCAGUACCAGUUCAUGUGGUUCUCCAAGACUGGAUAAGACAUGCAGAUGGCAAGCUAAGUUUCUUGGGCUUUGUUAGGCUUCUUCAUGGGGUUUCUUCGCGCACAUUUCGGAAGGCUUGAAAAUACCCACCUAUACAGAAUAUUUUCUUUUCUCGAUUGCUUUGGCUCUCCUUGACCUGAAUCGUUGCAAGGGGAUACAAUGGCAUGCCCAGUUUUACCCAAAACAACCAUGUGUUCUGUUGAUCACUGUGAAGAGUGCUGCAAGUUAAAGAUUUAGCAGAUGUGGCAUGCCUUUGCUAAAUGGAACCAUUUCUGGCAUGGUCUCAUGUCAAUCAACUAAAGAAGAUUGCAAUGGCGAGUACUUUUUCGCCCCAGAUCCAAGCAAUGUAGCUUGUAUUACUAAUCUCCAAGCUGUCAAAAAUUGCCUUGAAAAGAUAUAUUUUCCCAAUGUAUUGGAGCCAAAAUGUUCUGAAUUUCUUUCUUCAAAACCAAUUACACUAGAGUGGAAUACUCGGGACAGUCAUCUGGAAAAUACUUUUCUUGAUGUUCUUGUUUCAACUGCUUAGCUUCCACAACCAUGGUGUUGUAUUUACAACAUGGUGCUGUCAUAUAUUUGGGCUAAUGAUAAAACUGUCCAAGCAGCUCUUCAUGUUCGAGAGGGAACCAUAAAGGGUUGGGAGAGAUACAAUAGCAGCUUAAAUUCCACUAAUUACACACAUGAUAUCACAUCAAGUGUUUCGUAUCAACAAAACCUUACCAAGAAAGGCUUUCAUGCUUUAAUUUACAG